This is a messenger RNA of Aphanomyces invadans, 1508 nucleotides long. RefSeq lists its product as hypothetical. The transcript is spliced from 8 exons. The record is from RefSeq and is a predicted model, not a curated record. Gene Ontology annotation, molecular function: GTPase activator activity. Gene Ontology annotation, biological process: COPI coating of Golgi vesicle. Lineage: Eukaryota; Oomycota; Saprolegniomycetes; Saprolegniales; Verrucalvaceae. Bases 21 to 1271 code for a protein of 416 amino acids.
AAGAAAGCGACAACAACACGAUGGCGGCGGCAACCUACGUGUCCCACGAGAUUCGAGACAACUUCUUCCAUGCGCAACGCAGCAUUGCUGCGAACAAGAUGUGCUUUGACUGCGAGCGACGAAGCCCAAUGUGGGCGACUGUCUCGUUUGGAACGUUCAUGUGCUUGGAUUGCUCUGGGUAUCAUCGUCGCAUGGGGGUACACGUGUCGUUCGUCCGGUCCACGGAUAUGGACGAGUGGACGGAAGAGCAAUUAUUGCUCAUGCAGCUGGGGGGCAACAGCGAAGCUCGCAAGUUCUUCAAGCAGCACGGCGUGUCUGACAUGAUGAACAUCGACGAGAAGUACAAGUCGAAAGCCGCCACGUUGUACAAAGCCCAAUUGACGAGGAAGGUGCAAGCUGCCAAAUUCGACUCGUCUCCGUUCACCGCUACCACUUCGACCAAGGCAAAACCUACGGACGAAUUUGGCUUGGACGACUUGGCCAAGCUCGUAGGAACGGCGGAAGUGCCACCGAUCGCUAAUGCGUACACAGCGCGCACAGUCGCGGCUCCUUCUCCUGUUCCCGACGUGUCUGCAACUGCUGCGACGAUGCCACCUCCUGCCCCCACUACUGGAUUGCUGCAAACACGCCCAACCGUCACGCUUGGCAGUGACUCAUCAGGUCCCUCCGGCGCAGGAGGCUCCACGAUCACGUCCAAGCUGUCCAGCCGCAAAGCAGGGGCGACCGGCGGCGCCAAGAAAGCCACGCGACUAGGGGCAACCAAAGUCAAGUCGAACUUUGACGAUUUCGACAAUAUUCCGUUUGAAAACGCCAAGCCGACACCAGGCGCCGCCACGGAUACGUCGCAUUCCAAGCAAAUCGACGACGACGAAGCGCUCGCGCGUGCCAUGCAGCAAGCUGAGGAAGAGGCGCUUGGUCGGUCGUUCAGCCAGCACGCUACUAUCAAGGCGGCACCGUUCCAAACUCCCUCGGCGCCCGCUGCGGACUCGCUGAACAAGUACAAAAAUUCCAAGAGCAUUUCAUCGGACAACUUUUUUGCGGCCGAGCAAUCGUCGGUCGACCCCGACAAGAUCCGCCAGUUUUCCGGGUCACAGUCCAUCUCGAGCGACAUGUACUACGGCGAUGGCCGCGCGCGUUCGGCAUCCACGGAAGCGAGCGAACAAGCGGCGUAUCAACUCGAGUUGCUCAAGGCCCAAGUGACUGACAAGGCGCAACAGUUGAAGAGCAUGACGUCGUCGUUCUUUACGGACCUGCAGAACCGGUAUUCGUAGAUGCUGUCCAACUUGACCUCAAAAGUGGGGCAUAACUCGUCGAGGCAAACGCGAGCGUGUAGCUCGAGACCGAUCGAUCAAACUGCGUCAUGCAUUUAGAUAUAUAAAUCUCCACGAACGUCCCGACCACGGCGUGGUUAGCAAAUGCCUUCGGCCAGACUCUCCUCCGACAACAAUCGACUUCGCUGCGACCCGCCUUUCUCCAUCGGCGACGACGUCAAGAUAAGGCGUUUCGAC